Molecule: messenger RNA, 2069 nt
Organism: Nerophis lumbriciformis (worm pipefish)
Lineage: Eukaryota; Metazoa; Chordata; Actinopteri; Syngnathiformes; Syngnathidae
Source: RefSeq, a predicted model, not a curated record
CAGUUGUGGUAAGACGGUGCUAAAUAUCUUCCACCGCAAGAGUGUGUGUGUGAGCUAACAGAUUCUACCUCCUCGGUGUAGCCGGUGCGUCUGAAGGCCGGGCCCAGGCUGGGUGAGGGACGCGUGGAGGUGCUCCGAGAUGGAAAAUGGGGGACAAUCGUGGACCACAUGUGGGAGCGGACCGCUGCCAGCGUGGUGUGCAGAGAGCUAGGCUUUGGUACUGCCAAGGAUGCACUGCCAGGCGCCUUCAUGGGACAAGGUACUGGACCCAUCCACAUGAACAGUGUGCAGUGCACGGGCACAGAGCGCUCCAUCCUGGACUGCUACUUCCAGGAAGUUCAACCGUGGACGUUCAAACACAGCCAGGAUGCUUCAGUGCGCUGUAACAUCCCCAAAACCGGCACGGAGCACAUGGUGCGACUGGCUGGCGGGAGGGUUUCGUCAGAGGGCCGAGUCGAGGUGCUGAUGGAAGUGGGUGGCCGGAAACUCUGGGGUUCCGUCUGCAGCGAGAACUGGGGCAUCAAUGAAGCCAUGGUGGUGUGCAGACAGCUGGGUCUGGGCUUUGCUGCGAGCGCACAUCAGGAUACUUGGUAUUGGUCCAGUGACCCAAAUGCAGCCGAGUUGAUUCUCAGCGGAACUCACUGUGUCGGAACAGAGUUCUCGAUUCAGCAGUGUCGUCGCAACAACCACAUGCACUGUCCUCGAGGGGGCGGAGUUAAGGCUGCUGGGGUGACCUGCUCAGAAACCGCCCCCGACCUGGUUCUGGACUCCCAGCUGGUCCAGGAGACGGCCUACUUGGAAGACCGACCCCUGCACCUAUUGAACUGUGCCAACGAGGAGAAGUGUCUGUCCUCCUCGGCUGCCAGGAUGAACUGGCCCUACGGCCACAGACGCCUGCUGCGCUUCUCCUCGCGCAUCAUGAACUUGGGCCGCUCGGAUUUCCGACCCAAAGCGACGAGGGAGAGCUGGACAUGGCACCAGUGUCACAGGCAUUACCACAGCAUCGAGGUGUUCACGCAUUACGACCUGCUGACCCUGAAUGGCACCAGGGUCGCCGAGGGGCAUAAGGCCAGUUUCUGUCUGGAGGACACCCACUGCCCUGAUGGCGUCCAGAAACGCUUCUCUUGUUAUAACAUGGGUGACCAGGGCAUCUCCGUGGGCUGCUGGGAUACCUACCGCCAUGAUAUCGACUGCCAGUGGGUGGACGUGACGGACGUACGGCCUGGAGAUUACAUCUUUCAGGUGGAAGUCAACCCCUCCAUGGACAUGGCCGAGUCCGACUUCAUGAACAACGUCAUGCGAUGCCGCUGCAAAUACGACGGCCACAGAGCCUUCAUGUACGGAUGUCACGCAGGAGACGCGUACAGCGCCGAGACAGAAGACCUGUUUGAGCACCAGAGGCAAAUCUCCAACAACUUUGUGUAGCACAUCCCUAAGACUCCAACACCAAGGUCUUCCAGAUGCUGCUCCAGGUGGGCAGAGUGAUACUUAAGCCCCAGUCCCCGUUUAACUAAAACACGGAAAAUAACGUUGCCUGUCCAUAUGCUCGGCAGCUGAUAGUCACAUCACGGAAACAAAACAAUGCCUUGACCGGCCAGUGACAACAAGAGUGGCCCACGCAGCUUUUGGCUUUGUCGUUACUCGAGUUAGUUUAUUCAUUCUCUUCUUUUGUGACGCUGGACUACUAAUACCCUUUUUUUUACAAACCUAGCCUUUACACAUGAAAGAUUCAAAAUACAACGCCAAUAUGUUGACAUGCAGUACUGUCAAGCGAUUAAAAAGGGAGUGAUUAAUUAAUUAGGAUCUGUAAUUAAUCUCGAUUUUAAUCCCACCUAAAAACCUGCUGAGAAAAGCUCUAAACUUGACUUAUUUUCAUUUACCAAGAUAGCUAUACAACAAUAUAAAGUAGAUUUAUAAAGUUAUUUGUUGUUUUUAACUGAUUUGAACAGAUGCAUUGUGUUUUAUUUUAACUAAAACAUCAGGUUUAUAUAAAGUGCUGAAGUUAAUACAGUAAGUAAAACUAUUUUAUGAGCAAUAGCCUAAGUAAGUACCGUAUUUUUCGGACUAUA